AUGCUCUCUAGACUUUCCAUGAACAGUGUGAAGGGUCUCCAUUUGGGAUCCACAAUUGCCAGAUCAUUCUCGAGCUCUACAAAGGCUUUGAAAUCCACAUAUGACUCACCCGACUUCACGUCAUAUUUGAAUCGGUCAAAGGGUGCCAACCCUGAUAAAUCCAGGGACUAUACAUACUUCAUGGUUGGUGCGUAUGGUGUUUUGGGUGCAGCAGCAGCAAAAUCUACAGUUGAUGUUUUCCUUUCGACAAUGUCUGCGUCUGCUGAUGUGUUGGCUAUGUCCAAAGUUGAGGUUAAGCUUGGUGCAAUUCCAUUGGGUGAGAAUGCAGUUGUGAAAUGGCAAGGUAAGCCAGUGUUUAUAAGACACAGAACUCCAGAAGAGAUUCAAGAGGCUAAUGACGUUGAUAUUUCCACACUUAGAGAUCCUCAAAAGGACGCGGACAGAGUUAUCAAGCCAGAGUGGUUGAUUAUGGUGGGCGUUUGCACUCAUUUGGGUUGUGUUCCUAUUGGAAAUGCAGGAGAUUACGACGGAUGGUUCUGUCCUUGCCAUGGUUCUCAUUACGAUAUUUCUGGUAGAAUCAGAAAGGGACCAGCACCAUUGAAUCUCGAAAUUCCACACUACAAGUUUGCCGACGACAGCGCUAGUGUUUUGAUCGGUUAA
Molecule: messenger RNA, 660 nt
Organism: Brettanomyces bruxellensis
Lineage: Eukaryota; Fungi; Ascomycota; Pichiomycetes; Pichiales; Pichiaceae
Gene: RIP1
Product: ubiquinol--cytochrome-c reductase catalytic subunit rip1
Exons: 2
Coding region: 1-660 (219 amino acids)
Biological process (GO): mitochondrial electron transport, ubiquinol to cytochrome c
Cellular component (GO): membrane
Molecular function (GO): 2 iron, 2 sulfur cluster binding; quinol-cytochrome-c reductase activity
Source: RefSeq, a predicted model, not a curated record